Pochonia chlamydosporia 170 is the source of this 645-nucleotide messenger RNA. RefSeq lists its product as hypothetical. The record is from RefSeq and is a predicted model, not a curated record. Bases 1 to 645 code for a protein of 214 amino acids. Lineage: Eukaryota; Fungi; Ascomycota; Sordariomycetes; Hypocreales; Clavicipitaceae. The transcript has 2 exons.
AUGCCACUGACGAACGCAACAACUCACAACACUGGGUUCCGUUGUUCUGUGAAGCGAGUCAUCAAUGGUGAAGCUUGGAGCCCAAAAUACCGGCCAAGGCCAGACAUCAUGGGCAACUCAACCAGGGCCAAUCUCGUCACCAUCAGCUACCUCUUGUCCAUCCCCCCAACGCCAAGCUACUUCGCCAGUGCCACUAAUUGGCUCAAUAGCCCACCAUGCUCGGAAUUUUGCCGAAGGUCAGAGCUCUACCAAACAGAGUGUGCAUACAUGCCAGCUAGAGCAUCAGAUGUGUGCGCUUUACGUGGCCUCGACGGGGUUAAUGCGAAGCUCACAAGUGUUGAGGUACUCCAUACCGACCACUUGGUUCCGAGCAACGUGUUCGAACCUAAAUUAGCAUGCGUGGGCUGGAACUGUGCUUCGGGUAUGGGAGCACGAGGAAUGAAAUUGCUUUUGGCCGUGUCAGAUUUUGUGAUGACAUUGUGGGGGAAGGCUUCAGCUCACAAGCCAGGGUCAAGUAGUUUAGCGUAUUUCCGGGCAACUGUUUCGAUGGACUCAUCUGACUGUGUCUCACAGAGCAAAACACUCUCACAGACGCACGGAGUGGUUAUGCCACAGUUGUGGAUGCUAUCUGGUUGUCACGGCUGA